AAUAUUUGUGCUUUCUGUCCAUUUCUUCAGGCGUUGAAAUCACAGAAAUUAGCCUUUCAUGUCGACUUGUGAGACAAAGGAUUUAACAAAUGGGUAAUAAUUUUAAGAAAAAUUAUAUCUUUUGUUUUCUUCUUUGACAAACAAGCUUGAAUUGAUCGUGAUGGAGAAACAAUCAUAAUGGGUGAGCCAUGGAUUUAUAACUCUAGCUUCAUCUAUGAAGAUAAUUGCCCGGCUGGAGACGCAAUUGAUCAGAUCAGACUUGAAAUUUGAGAGCUUACCUCGUGAGGUUCUCUUCUGCAACUUCCCCCUUUUUAUUAUCCCUCUCGUGGUUUUGGCUUCUUCAGGAUUGAGAUAUUCUUCCGUCCCCCCAAUGGUAUCUCCAUCUUUUGGAAUUAAAAUCUCUCCUGACCCAUAUACUAUCGAUGCUCUGAUUCAAAGUUUAAGGAGAGAUAUGAGUAACACGAUGAGGCCGAUGAUCAAAAAUACGUUCCAUUUGGUCUACGACAGAGGUUAGAAGUUUUGAUUUCUAUUCAUCUUCGAUCCACAAAGUAGAUAUAAUUGAAGAAGUUCUAGUAGUCAAUUCUCCUUGUUGAGUACUCUUGGCGUCAUCAAAGAGAUGGAAGUAGUAGAGAAGAACAGAGGGAGGAAAGGUCUGAUCUUUAAGACAUGGGAACGAUGCAGAUCAAUGGGUAAUCGUCGAAAUAGAAAUAGAUCGUCUCUGACGCCCAUAUCGAAGAGUAGAUCAUGGCCACGCAAUGACAACUCCACCGAUGAGAGCAGUAGUAGCAGCAAGCGCAGCGGCAAGAGAAGGCCACUGGCACCAGAAGGAUGCUUCACGGUUUAUGUUGGGGCUCAGAGACACAGAUUCGUGAUCAAAACGGAGUAUGCCAAUCAUCCACUCUUUAAGAUGCUUUUGGAAGAGGCAGAAUUGGAGUAUGGUUACAGUAGCCAAGGCCCACUUUCCCUGCCUUGUGAUGUCGAUCUCUUCUAUAAGGUGUUGUCGAAAAUGACUGAGAGAAGGCCUGCAAGGUUGCAGCUCUGCCAAAUGGUGUGCUUCUUAUCACCUUCUCAGUCCAUCUCGGAUGUUAGCCAUGAAUGGUUUCUGAAUUCUACAUAAUCUGUGUCUAGAGAGAGAGAGAGAGAGAGAUGAUUUGCUGUAAAUCGUGAUGUGAUGUUACUAUUUCAGAGUGUGUUUCAUAUUAUGAUGCUUGGAAGGAUGAAGAAGGUUGUCAAUCAGUCGGGUUGGGUCGGUCUGGUUUUGGUCUAGCUGAAUCGAUAUCGGUGUAUUAUUUGUUCAACCAGAAAUCAAACCGUUAAGGAAGUUUUCAAUUUCAUUUUGAUUUCACGUAAUUGGUUUGUAAUCGUGCGGUUUGGCCCGGGCCAGUUCCAAUAUGCAUAAGGAAAAUGAUGGAAAAUCUUGGGUUCUUUAGGUUUUCA
This is a messenger RNA of Macadamia integrifolia, 1437 nucleotides long. RefSeq names its product auxin-responsive protein SAUR72-like. The record is from RefSeq and is a predicted model, not a curated record. Gene Ontology annotation, biological process: response to auxin. NCBI's taxonomy places the organism in Eukaryota, Viridiplantae, Streptophyta, Magnoliopsida, Proteales, Proteaceae. The transcript has a single exon. The coding region runs from base 617 to 1117 and encodes 166 amino acids.